Molecule: messenger RNA, 360 nt
Organism: Desarmillaria tabescens
Lineage: Eukaryota; Fungi; Basidiomycota; Agaricomycetes; Agaricales; Physalacriaceae
Exons: 3
Biological process (GO): regulation of transcription by RNA polymerase II
Cellular component (GO): nucleus
Source: RefSeq, a predicted model, not a curated record
GACUUGCAUGCAUUUGAGCUGUCAAGAGAUGAAUGGAAGGCUGUGCAAGACCUUUGUGAUGUCCUCAAGGUCCUCAAAGAUGCUACCUUAUACUUCUCUCGGUCAGGUAUUCCAAGCCUCGCAACUGUAAUUCCAGCCAUGGACGUCAUCGACAAGGUUUUCGCCACUGCAGCAGUCAACGACACCAAGUUCUCUGCGCCUAUUCGGGCCAGCCUUCUUGUUGCCAAGCAAACCUUGAAUCAGUACUACCACUUGACUGACGAUUCUGACCUGUAUCGUAUUGCGAUGAUUCUACAUCCUGUUCACAAGCUAGUUUACUUCGAGAAAGCCAACUGGGAACCUAUUUGGAUUGACGAAGCA